AUGGAGGACACUGCGUUCAUCUUUUCUGUCACCGACUUCACAUUCAACAUUGUAGGUGCUCUGCUGUUUGUAACUGAUGUCACUCUUGACAUUUGGGCAGUUGUGACUUUCUAUGAGGAGCAGGCGUAUGUCAGUAUGGGAGUAUUGGUCUUCCUGUUGCUGGGCUCGUCUACGCUGCUGCAAGUGUUCAGCUGGCUCUGGUACAGUUACAGCUCAGAGCAGGAGAGGGACAGCCUCAAGAAGCAUGUGUACCUGGAGAAGUACUUGAAUAACAGGUGUCUCCUGGCAGUACUCCACUGGUGCCACUUGGGAGUCCUAUUCAGAUUUGCCGGUGUUAUGGAGAUCUCUCUACGCAGCCUGCUGGGCCAAAGGUCAAAACGAUCAGAAGGAAAACCCUCAGAAGUGAGUGAAUCUUUGGAAGAGGGCACACCCUUUGUGGAGCAAAAACCUUUAGAUGCGGGCAAAUCUUUAGAAGAGAACAAAGUCUUAGAAGAGGACAUACAUUCGGACAUGACAGAUAGCAAGCCUUUAGAAGUGGACAAACUGUUGAUUGAGAGAAAACCUCUAGAAGUGAGCAAACCCACAGAAAAGAAUGAAUCUUUGGAAAACAACAAAUUCUUCCAGACAGACGAUCCAUCAAAAGACAAACGAGCCUUGGAAGAGGACGCAUGUGGAAAGCAGAGACAGCUGGAGAACAACGCUUUGCCUAUUGGCACACCUAAAGAACAGAACAAACCAUUGGAAGGGGCAAAACCUUCGGAAAAAGACAAGGAAGAGGAGGGGGGCAUCGCUGUCUUCAUGACCCAUGACCUCAGGAUGUUACGUCUCUUUGAGGCAUUUACUGAGAACACACCACAACUAACACUCAUGCUCACCGUCAUUGCACAAAGGGAGAAUGUGGAGUGGGUCACAGGUCUUAAAGCUCUGGGCUCAUUUGCUGCUAUUGCCUUCAGCCUUCUCACAUACCACCGCUCCAUGCGGGCCUUCACUAAAGGGAAGGAACAACUGACUAAGACAUCAUCCUUCAUAUUCUUCCUGUGGAAUUUGCUUUUGCUCAUCCCACGAGUGUUAGCGGUGGCGCUAUCUGCCUCUACACUACCUCUUGGGAUGAUUGCAGUCCACUUUCUCUGUGUAUGGUUCAUACAGCUGCUGUCGCUCUGGUGUCAGAAGACUGACUUCAUGGAACACAAAGUCUGGGAAUGGCUCUACCGGGCCACCAUAGCUCUCAUUUUGUACUUCAGCUGGUUCAAUGUGUCUGAUGGAAGAGCACGAGAAAGGAGUAUCACCUACCAUUCCUUCAUGGCAUUGGACAUCACACUACUACUGGUGCUUUGGUGGAGGUAUAUGGAAUGCGAUGCUGCCGUUUUUGGCACAUCAGUGUUUGUAGUCUUUAUUUUCCUGGGCACCUCCUACACACUGGGACUGCUAGUAAGGAUAUUAUACCACAAACUAUUCCAUCCAAAGAAACCAGCCAGUAGAUCGUCUGAAGCUCAUGGAUCAGAUAAUCAGAUUGCACCGGCGUGCUUACCGGCAUCUGACACAGAAUCAGUUGUGUUAGGUAUGGAUGAGGUGGACUUCCUACCCAAACCUCCCUCACCCACACCCUUACCACCCCCUCCCAAAGCUUUGACAGCGACAGAGAGGAGGAUGAGGAAAAUGGCUCGUAAUAUAGGUAUGGAUGAGGUGGACUUCCUACCCAAACCUCCCUCACCCACACCCUUACCACCCCCUCCCAAAGCUUUGACAGCAACAGAGAGGAGGAUGAGGAAAAUGGCUCGUAAUGUUUAA
This is a messenger RNA of Engraulis encrasicolus (European anchovy), 1788 nucleotides long. Its product is annotated as XK-related protein 8-like. Gene Ontology annotation, biological process: phosphatidylserine exposure on apoptotic cell surface; apoptotic process involved in development; engulfment of apoptotic cell. The record is from RefSeq and is a predicted model, not a curated record. Bases 1 to 1788 code for a protein of 595 amino acids. Lineage: Eukaryota; Metazoa; Chordata; Actinopteri; Clupeiformes; Engraulidae. The transcript has 3 exons. Gene Ontology annotation, cellular component: plasma membrane.